AUGUCGGCCAUUCGCCCCGACUCGCCUGUGGAUGGUGUCGUUUCGGUUUCAGGUCAUGAUACUUUCGAUGAGAAAAAAACUAUCAAUGUGAUCACCAAAGAUGAACAUCAGGUUACCAGUACAUCCUUCGGGUCCGGCGGGGACGGCAGUGAAGAUGACUGCGGUAGAAGUGAUGUGAUUAUCGUCGAUGGUGCUGAUGCGGCAAAUCAUUUGCUCCCAAUGCGGGAUGACCAUGACCCUGCUUUAACAUUCCGGAGUCUCGUCUUGGCCUCUGGUCUGGCCUGCUUCCAGUCGGUUAUGUACCAGAUUUAUAUGUUCAAACCAACAUCAAUUACCAUUCAAGGAACCUUCAUCGUCCUCAUUUCCUAUUUUGUUGGGAGAGCCUGGGCCAAGUUUCUUCCCCGCGGAGAAAAGUUUGAAGCUCGAUGGAGAGCGAAGGGUGGCCAAGGAAAGCUGCCCUUGUAUAUCACCAUUCUCAAAUUCAUCAACAAUGGGCCCUGGACGUUGAAGGAACAUGCCAUCUGCUCAAUCACGGCAACGAGUGCUUCAAACGCCGCAGCUGCCUCCGAGGUAUUUGCAGCACAGGAGCUGUUCUAUAACAUGUCACUGACUCCGGCAACUGUGAUCUUGAGCACCAUCUCCAUCGGCCUGUUUGGAUACGGAAUCUGUGGAAUCAUGCGUCCCAUUUGUGUCUGGCACGUUGAUGCAGUCUACUGGAGUACCCUGCCUACUGUCAAGGUCCUCCAAGGGCUCCAUUGGCAGGAGUUGAAAAAUUCCAAGCCAUUGAGAUACUUCUGGUAUGCCUUUACCGGAAUGACACUCUAUGAAAUAUUCCCUGCCUAUAUCUUCGUUUGGCUCAACUCUGUCUCCGUCCCGUGUCUGGCUGCUAUGAAGGCUACUGGUGAUAAGGCUGCUGUCCUUACUAAUAUCUUUGGCGGAGCCUCGAACAACGAAGGGCUUGGUCUUUUUUUCUAUCUCAUUACCUCUUUCCAAACUGCUCUUCCUCUCACGCUGCAGGCACACCAAGCUGCUGGUUUUGUUGCUUGUUUUAUCGCUAUGAUUGGUAUUUACUACGGAAACGGCUGGGACGCAAAGUCGCUUCCUUUCAUGUCGACAAAGCUCCUAAUGAGCAAUGGAACUGCAUACCCGGUCGCCGAUGUCUUUAUUGACGGUGUGCUAGAUGAAGAAGCGCUGCUCAGUUAUGGCCUGCCAAAACUGACUGGAACAUUUGCUUUCGCCAUGUUCAUGGCUAAUGCUGCUAUCGGCGCUCUUAUUGUUCAUUGCUUUCUCUUCUGGGGUAAGGACAUCUGGGCCGCGUUCAAAAAAGCCAAAGAAGGUCGAUAUGAUGAUCGUCAUCACGAACACAUGGCGAAGCAUUAUGAGGAGGCCCCUUGGUGGUGGUAUGUAGGAGUUUUGAUCAUCAGUUUCAUUCUCGGCCUCAUCGUGGUCCUCAAGGAGGACGUCUCGCUCCCAGCCUGGGCAUAUGUUGUCUCCUUGGUAGUUGGAAUCAUCAUAUCGCCAUUUAGUACUAUUUUGUACUCUCGCUACGGAAACGGUAUUGCAACCAACAACCUCUCGAAAAUGUUGGCUGGUCUUAUGAUUCCUGGACGUCCGGUCGGAAACAUGUAUUUUGCUGCUUGGUCGCACAACGUCAUCUCAAAUGCGUCAAAAUCCCCCCCACGUGUUAUGUUCUUGACUCAGAUUUGGGGCACUAUCCUUGGCGGAUUUAUCAACUAUGCCGUUAUGAUCUCAAUUGUCAAAGAAAACAAAGUGGUUCUAAACACAUCAAAUGGCAGUAACUCUUGGAGUGGUGCCACGUUGCAGGCUUACAACACCAAUGCGACCUCCUGGGCUCUCGCCUCCUAUCUUUACAAGACAGGUACCCAGUACUGGGUGGUGCCCAUUGGCAUUGCCAUUGGCGCUGCCUCUGUUGUUGCCCAUCGCAUCUUCUACCACUUCGUUCCUAAAAUCCGCAACUUUGACGUUGCUGAUAUCAACAUGCCUCAGUUCAUUCAGUACGCUGGCUACAUCCCCUACAACCAGAGUCAGACCUGCGUCCUCUUCAGCUGGGUCAUCGCCGGCUUCUACGUUCAGUACUACUUGCGCAACUACCGCCCUCGCAUUUUCAAGGACUAUUCAUACUUGAUUACUGGAGCCUUUGAUGGCGCUAGUCUGACUGUAUUGUUUGUUCUUUCGUUUGCGGUUUUCGGCGCUGGAGGUGCUUCCCACGCAUUCCCAACGUGGUGGGGUAACAAUGCCGACGGAAAUUAUGAUCUUUGCCCUUCUUCAUAG
Messenger RNA from Penicillium malachiteum, 2292 nucleotides. RefSeq names its product OPT family oligopeptide transporter. The record is from RefSeq and is a predicted model, not a curated record. The transcript is spliced from 8 exons. NCBI's taxonomy places the organism in Eukaryota, Fungi, Ascomycota, Eurotiomycetes, Eurotiales, Aspergillaceae. Gene Ontology annotation, biological process: transmembrane transport. The coding region runs from base 1 to 2292 and encodes 763 amino acids. Gene Ontology annotation, molecular function: oligopeptide transmembrane transporter activity.